UUUGAACGAGGUGGGACCCUGCACCCACGUGGAACCAUUUUAGUCCUAUUUUUCUUGUUUUUCGCCCAAUCAUGAUGAUUCGUUCAUUGUUAAGAAGAGCUUUUAUCACUAGGAGUAGUGCAAGGACGAUCUCUUCAGCCCCAGAGGCUAAUACAGUUUGUGUAUUGGGUAAAGAAUACAAGAGAGACGACAUGACAAACGUGACGCCAUCUUUAUUGGAAAAAGUUGGCCGGGAACUGCACAACACAAAGGAUCAUCCUAUUAAUCUUCUCAAAAAACUAAUUGUUCAUCAUUUUCACAAGACAUACAUUAACACUGCAGGAAACCCACUAUUCACCAGCAUUGAGAACAUACCCCCAGUCGUCACAACUGAGCAAAACUUUGAUUCGUUAUGUGUUGCUAAAGAUCACAUUUCAAGGAGCCGUAGUGAUUCCUAUUACAUUAAUUCUGAGACCAUGCUACGGACUCAUACUUCGGCCCACCAAAGGGACUUUAUUAAAAUGGGUCUUGACCGGUUCCUUGUGACUGGGGAUGUGUAUCGUCGCGAUGAGAUAGAUUCAACACACUAUCCGGUCUUUCAUCAGAUGGAGGGAGUCAGAGUCUACUUAAAACAAAAUUUGCUUCCCCGAAGUAAGACCAUGUUUGAAGACGGAGAGGAGACAGAUGAGAAACAGAGCAGACAUACUCUAGAGACAUCUAAAGCUCUUGAAUUAGAACUCAAAACGACACUAGAGAGACUAGUAAAGUAUAUAUUCGGAGAAGAGACACAAACAAGAUGGAACAGCUGCUAUUUCCCUUUUACUCAUCCUUCAUUUGAGCUCGAGAUUCUAUUUAGAGGAGAGUGGGUGGAGAUGUUGGGCUCUGGCAUAAUGAGACAAGAGAUCUUGGAUGAUGCGGGAGCUUCUUUUAAGACUGGAUGGGCAUUUGGAUUGGGUUUGGAUAGACUCUCAAUGCUACUCUUCAGUAUUCCUGAUAUACGAUUACUAUGGAGUAAAGAUGAGAGGUUCAUUGAUCAAUUUAAGCAUAUAACACUGCCUAUGUUAACAAAAGAGAACUUGAAUAAGAAAGACUUAUCUUUCAAACCCUUCAGCACAUUUCUUCCUCGUUGUGAAGACGUGGCUUUUUGGAUCACGCCCGAGUUUAACGAGAAUGAUUUCCACGAACUGGUCCGUGCUACUUGUGGUGAUAUUGUUGAGAAGGUUGAACUCAUUGAUUCGUUUGAGAAUAGUAAAACUGGUAAAGUUAGUCGCUGCUACAGGUUGGUGUAUCGCUCAAUGGAUAGGGCUGUAACCAAAGAUGAAGUGGAUGAACUUCACUCGAAACUUAGGGAGAACAUAGAGAAAUUAUUACCUGUAGAACUGAGAUAAGAUAUGCAUGUAUAUAAAGGUUUUUUGAUACUAAUAAUUUGCUGAUAAUAAUAAUACUUAAAAAUUGAAAGCAGAACAUUGUCAUUAUCAUCACUAUGCACCUUUUAGCAACAGAAUCUUUGAUUUGUACAACUAGUUGGCAACUUA
Messenger RNA from Amphimedon queenslandica, 1514 nucleotides. Its product is annotated as phenylalanine--tRNA ligase, mitochondrial-like. Gene Ontology annotation, cellular component: mitochondrion; cytoplasm. NCBI's taxonomy places the organism in Eukaryota, Metazoa, Porifera, Demospongiae, Haplosclerida, Niphatidae. The record is from RefSeq and is a predicted model, not a curated record. Gene Ontology annotation, molecular function: ATP binding; phenylalanine-tRNA ligase activity; tRNA binding. Gene Ontology annotation, biological process: phenylalanyl-tRNA aminoacylation. Bases 72 to 1367 code for a protein of 431 amino acids. The transcript is spliced from 2 exons.